Molecule: messenger RNA, 2356 nt
Organism: Cephus cinctus (wheat stem sawfly)
Lineage: Eukaryota; Metazoa; Arthropoda; Insecta; Hymenoptera; Cephidae
Gene: VhaSFD
Product: V-type proton ATPase subunit H
Exons: 10
Coding region: 140-1684 (514 amino acids)
Biological process (GO): proton transmembrane transport
Cellular component (GO): vacuolar proton-transporting V-type ATPase, V1 domain; lysosomal membrane
Molecular function (GO): protein binding; proton-transporting ATPase activity, rotational mechanism
Source: RefSeq, a predicted model, not a curated record
GAUUGAGCAGCUGAGCAGUAUUAAAAGCGUAGAAGAAACGGAGUAGAGCAGUGCCCUGAUUUUCGUUGAAAAGUUGUGAGACGCCUGUUAGGGCGGUAAAUUGUUAAAAAAGAAAAGGAGUCAGCAAUAAACAUUAAUUAUGGCGGACCGUGCAGCCAUAAAAGAUAUCAUUCCGGCCUUGCCGGAUGAGAAAAUAGAUAUGCUUGCUGCUACUAGUAUUCUGCAACAGCAAGCUGCUGAUAUUAGGAAUCAGAGAAUUAAUUGGCAAUCAUAUCUCCAGUCUCAAAUGAUUUCUAAAGAAGAUUAUGACUUCAUUGUGGCCUUUGAUACCAGUGAUACUGCUACACGUGAAGCUAAAUUGAAAGAAAAUCCCAAUCAAGCUGCUAAAACCUUCUUAAAUUUGUUGGGUCAUGUUUCUAAGGACCAGACGAUUCAAUACAUCCUGACCAUGAUAGAUGACAUGUUACAGGAGGACCGUAGCCGCGUUGAAAUUUUCCGCGAACAUUCCUCUCGUAAACGUGAGUCUGUCUGGGGACCAUUCCUGAACCUGCUGAACCGUCAGGAUGGUUUUAUAAUGAACAUGACUUCACGUAUCAUCGCAAAGUUAGCAUGUUGGAGUCAUGAACUCAUGGAAAAAACCGACCUUCAGUUCUAUCUGACUUGGCUUAAGGAUCAAUUGAAACUUCACUUUGAGGCCCUACAAGAGGCAAGCUUGCAUGCGGAGGUAGUGCAGGACAUCACACCCGACGAGUCCGGGGAGGCCAAUGAGCUGCGCGAAUUGCUCAACCCGAAUAACGAGUACAUCCAAUCAGUAGCGAGAUGCCUGCAAAUGAUGCUGCGCAUCGACGAGUACCGUUUUGCUUUUGUAUCUGUGGACGGUAUCUCUACCCUGCUGAGUGUCCUGUCAGGAAGAGUCAACUUCCAAGUGCAAUAUCAACUGAUCUUCUGUUUAUGGGUCCUGACGUUCAAUCCUCUGCUCGCUGAGAAGAUGAAUAAGUUCAACGUUAUUCCCAUUCUUGCUGAUAUCCUGAGCGACUCUGUCAAGGAGAAAGUAACCCGCAUCAUCCUCGCUGUCUUCAGAAAUCUGAUUGAGAAGGUCGAGGAUGGCCAAGUUGCCAAGGAGCACUGCAUCGCCAUGGUACAGUGCAAAGUAAUGAAGCAAAUUUCCAUACUGGAACAACGCAAACUCGACGAUGAGGAUAUAACCGAGGAUAUCGAGUUCCUGAACGACAAGCUUCAGGCAUCCGUACAGGAUUUGAGUUCCUUUGACGAGUAUUCAACCGAGGUAAAGUCAGGACGACUUGAAUGGACUCCCGUUCACAAAUCUGGGAAAUUCUGGCGUGAAAAUGCUAGUCGUCUUAACGAGAAGAAUUACGAACUUCUACGUAUCCUGGUCCAUCUCCUCGAGACUAGCAAGGAUGCUUUGGUCCUGAGUGUCGCCAGUUUCGACAUUGGAGAAUAUGUCAGACACUAUCCCCGUGGCAAACAUAUUAUUGAACAACUGGGUGGAAAACAACGUGUUAUGCAGCUUCUUGGCCACGAGGAUCCCAAUGUACGAUACGAGGCACUUAUCGCUGUACAGAAACUAAUGGUGCACAACUGGGAAUAUCUUGGCAAGCAGCUAGAGAAGGAGCAGACUAGUGCUCCUGGUGCACCAGGGUCGCAAGUUCCUGCCAAAGCAUAGAUUACUGAUACUAGCACGACCGACGUCUCCACCCUGAGUUACCCUGAAAAUGUUUCCUGACUGGUACUCUCCGAAAGCUUAUUUAUUUAUAUCGUUUAUCUUUGCGCGAGACCCAUAUUCAUAAAAAAAAUCGUCAGGCCUUGCCAAAUUAUUCAAUGUAAUUCGACGACUACAUUCCAUUUUAUUUCUCAACUAUCUUCUCUUCGCGCCAUGAUACGAGUAUAUCUACAUGAAAGAUUUUACGAUCAAAGGUAAACGAUAUAGUAUUACAAGAUUAAUGUGUAAAAAGCACAAUGGCUACCCGGAAUAUUAAAGAAACACAAAUUAUCAGUCCAUACAGAUUAGCCGGUCUGUCGUUAUCAUAUACAUUUCUAACGUUACAAGCGAAUUAAAAAAAUUAAAUAAAGCAAUUCAUUCACUUCUGAUAUUCGAUGUUACUUCGAAAAAAAAGUAUUAAAACAAUUGUUAUGUACAUACGCGUAAAUAAUUUAGUUAUAAAUAUACAUAUAUGUAUGUGUAUGUAUAUAUAUAUAUACACACAUCUAUUUGGCUAGUGAUGUAACGCAAAUGGUGAUUGUGUCAUGUAAUUAUGCUCCUGUAAGUAGAACAUGAAGGAUUCGAUUGUAAAGCAACAUUGAGAAAAAAAGAAAUAAAAUAGCAUAACAGGUUAAA